Molecule: messenger RNA, 2295 nt
Organism: Nematostella vectensis (starlet sea anemone)
Lineage: Eukaryota; Metazoa; Cnidaria; Anthozoa; Actiniaria; Edwardsiidae
Product: tRNA pseudouridine synthase Pus10
Exons: 19
Coding region: 113-1618 (501 amino acids)
Biological process (GO): tRNA pseudouridine synthesis
Molecular function (GO): pseudouridine synthase activity; RNA binding
Source: RefSeq, a predicted model, not a curated record
AUACCUCACAGCGGUUUUAGUAAUUUUCAAGAUGGCGGACAAGCUUGUGUUUCGACGACUGGUAAAAAAAUCUUAGGAAAUCAAGACAUCAGGAAACUUCAGGAAUAAGACAAUGGAAGCAGACUUAUGUAAUGCCCCUAAAGUCGAAGAAGACUUCUCCACGAACGUGAAGGCGAUAGCAGAAUCGCUGUACGAACUGAACUUGUGCGUGCGCUGCAUUUUGCGCUUUCUCAAAGAAAAGACGCCGUCUGCGUACGAGGGAAAUAAUUCAUCCAUUGCUAAGUAUAUAGAAGAGGAAUAUGGACUUGAAUACAUUCUGAAAGAACAGGAUACUGAACACAACAAUUAUGACACAAUCUGUAAAGGGUGUCUAGGAAUACUCCAAAAUGGAUGUGAUACCCCUAUUGUCAACAAGAUAGUAGACACUGUCCAGAGCUCAGGGUAUGAGUUUGAGAGCUUCACAUUUGCUAUCUCUAUUCCUCUUUCCACUAUGGCCUAUCAGCACUCAUUACUACUUCAUUUAAAAGAAAAAUUCAGCAAGUUUUAUGAUGCUGUACGUACAGCUGAUGACCUGCCGUCAAUCAAAGAGGUCAUUAAGUGGGUUUGUGGGCCAGCAGUUGGCAAUGCACUUGGUGUUUAUUUUAAACAUGAGAGUCCAUUUAAAAUUUCAAUAUCAUUCCAUAGUGAGGGUGCUGAAAAAUCUUUAGAUUUCCUAUCUGAGGUCGAUCCAUCAAGAUUCACAGAAAAGAAGAAGAAAAAGCGUGCUCCAGAAGUUCCUCUCUACUCAAUAUCAUCAAUAAAGAAAGCUCUGGCAGUGUUGUCCUCUGCUGAAGAAAUGAGAAGGUUUACUUCUUGUCCACCUGAUGUGCCUGUUGCUCAGUGUGUCUGCCAGCAGAUUGUAUGUUCUCAUGGCUCAUUGCUUAUUGGAGGCCGCUACAAUAAGUAUUCAAGAUGUCUACCACAGACUCCUUGGUUAAUUGACGGGGAACGACUCAAAGAAUCGUCAGUGCAGGAAAAGAUCAUUAAUAUUAUUGGACCCCCAAUUCAAGCGGAUGAUUGUCGAUUCUCCUCUUCUGGUCGUGAGGACAUUGAUGUUAGGAUGCUUGGAACAGGUCGUCCAUUUGUGUUAGAGUUUGUGAAUCCUCAUAGAACACUUCUAGACGAGGAUUUCCUCUCGGAUAUGCAAAAGCAAAUUAACUCCUCGACUAAAGAAAUCGCAGUCAGUGGCCUCCAAGUCAUCACAAAAGGGGAAUACAGUAUUUUAAAAGACGGGGAGACAAAGAAAACUAAGUGCUACAGUGCACUAAUCUGGACGAAAGAGCUGGUUCCGCAGACGGAGCUUGACAAGCUAGCUGAUAUCAAGGAUCUUAGGAUUGAACAGAAAACUCCCCUUAGAGUAUUACACAGACGGCCUCUUGCAGUUCGUGUGAGGGAGGUUCAUACGAUGUCUGCCCAACGUAUUGAUGAUCAUCACUUCAAACUCUUCCUCAAGACAAUGGCUGGGACUUAUGUCAAGGAGUUUGUUCAUGGGGACUUUGGCCGGACGAAACCGAAUUUGGGGACGCUACUCGGAGUGGAAUCGGACAUACUGGAACUUGACGUGGAGGUAAGUCGGUAGAUGUUGAAUGGCCACCCGUACGCAAGUGAACUACGAAGCAAAGUGUUAAGAUGUCUAUUCCUGCGCAAGUGCACCACGAAGCGAAGAGUUAAGGCGACAACUCAAUUUGCUCAAAACAAGCAGUCUGCAGCAGUCUGACAAGCUAUUUCCGGACUUUAACGCUUACUGUCGAAUCCGUUGUAUCGCGUAUUUUCAAAACAACGAUUUGUUUUUUUUUUCUUUUGGUAUUUUCUGUUCCGCCAAUCAGAUUCUUGCCAUCUCUCGCCUAGUACAGCGCCUGGCUUUCUGUCGCGACACUGUCUGGUUUUCGUCCAGAGGAUGGCCAGGGAAGUUCACAAAGCGAGACUCUGAUUGGCUCAGAAUGGUUUUACUGACGGAACAGAAAAUCAAAACAUGCGGGUCGCGAUACAACGGAUUUAACAGAAAAAAACCCCGAGAAACACAAUGCCAAGGCGUUUCACCAAAUAGUUUGAAGGAAGAAAUGUAGUAAAUGAUGUCUCGUUCGAAAAAUCAUAGGCAAUACCUUCUUCUUUAAAACUGUCUGAUCUGCUUUUACCAGUAAACAUCUUUAAUAAGUAAACAAGUUUGUUCUUAAACUUUAUUACAAAACAACUAGAAAAAUACUUCGCUCAGACGUGCUUUACAUCGAUUCAAAAUAAAUAGUGAAAUUCAAAACA